This is a messenger RNA of Fopius arisanus, 1168 nucleotides long. Its product is annotated as vitamin K-dependent protein C-like. The coding region runs from base 274 to 1143 and encodes 289 amino acids. Gene Ontology annotation, molecular function: serine-type endopeptidase activity. The record is from RefSeq and is a predicted model, not a curated record. The transcript has 7 exons. Gene Ontology annotation, biological process: proteolysis. NCBI's taxonomy places the organism in Eukaryota, Metazoa, Arthropoda, Insecta, Hymenoptera, Braconidae.
AUUCCCUGUCCAAUUGAUCUCCCUUGCUCUGGUAGAUAGACUGGAAAUAAAAAAAUCUCUGCGUCAUAAAUAAUUAGCGUUGCUAGAAUUCAGCGGAGUGCAAGCCGUUCAAGUCCUUGGGAUUCAUGUUUGACGCAAUAGCUGGUGCUGAGUUACAUGAGUCGGGAUUCAGUCGGUGACUCGAUGGGACACAACAGAGAUUAACAAUAUCAUCCUGAUCGAAUAAAGUCUGCUCUCACAUCGAUUACUGCCCUGAUAUUGCCUCGUUGUUGAAUGAAGGGACUUUGCCAGUUCACAGUGUGUGGAUACAUCGGUACGAAUCCCAAAGUGUGUUGCAAUUCCCCAAGAAGUGUGCAGAAGGAUUUUUACGAACCGAGGGCGUUAGAUCCCACACCGGAAUGCGGAAAAACAUUAAUGAGGAGCAAUGUUAUCACAAUUGGAUCAUUUCCGUUCCUCGCGAGAAUUGGAUUCAUUAAUUUGAGCGAUGGGAAUUUGGAAUAUCCAUGCACUGGUAGCAUCAUCAAUGAGAGAACCAUUCUGACGACUGCCACGUGUGCACUAGCCACUUCAGACGAGCAUAAAUUACAUUCAGUAAUGCUAGGGGAUUUCGACACAUCCCAGAAUCCAGACUGCAAUCCCCUGUUCUGCGCCCACUGCGCUACGUCCUACAAUAUUUCAUUCGUCGUGAAGCAUCCGAAUUUCGAAGCUGAGAAAUUCGAGCGCAACAUCGCUCUAAUCAGACUCGAUGAGUCAAUCAUCUUCACACUGACUAUUCAACCAAUUUGCUACUCGGAUCAUCCGUACAUAACAGUGGGGAGUCAAUCAGCCUUAAUUGGAUGGGGAAGUGUGUCAAACGAUAAAGAACAGUCGCCGCCAGUUCAACAAUCACUUCCAAUGCGACUCCUACCACUCCAAGACUGCGCUGAAUUUGUUAAUCAAGGGAUGAGCGUGGAAAUGUGCGCAAUUGGCAGACAAGACCCGUGCUCUGGAUUCAGUGGUAGUCCUUUGAUAAGACGCAAUGGAAUUGGUUACUCAGUGAUUGGGAUCUUGUCUUUCGGUGCUACGUGUGAAGCCACGAAGAAUUCACCCUCAGUCUUCAUCAACGUCCAGAAAUACGCAAGGUGGAUUACAGAAAAUUCAUGAUUGCUUUAUGAAUUAUUUAAUAUAA